Hevea brasiliensis (rubber tree) is the source of this 904-nucleotide messenger RNA. Its product is annotated as kunitz type trypsin inhibitor 111-like. The transcript has a single exon. Gene Ontology annotation, molecular function: endopeptidase inhibitor activity. The coding region runs from base 111 to 704 and encodes 197 amino acids. The record is from RefSeq and is a predicted model, not a curated record. Lineage: Eukaryota; Viridiplantae; Streptophyta; Magnoliopsida; Malpighiales; Euphorbiaceae.
GCACGUCCCACCACUGCAUAGCAAUUCAAAGCUCCUAAAUACUGUUCAAGAUCCCCGCAGAGAUUUAAUCUUCUAAAUAUAAAUCUUCCUCUGAAACAUAAAUAAGCACCAUGAGAUCAAUUGCAGCAGCUGUGAGCUUCUUCACUUUAUGGCUAAUUUCCCUGGCCAUCUGCACUGUGGCUCAAACAGCAGUGCUAGAUACCGAAGGACAGCCUCUGGAAAGUGGAGUAGAAUACUACGUACUGCCAGCAAUAACUGAUGUAGCCGGGGGGUUAACCCUAAUCAAUCGCAACAAUUCCUGCCCAUUGUAUGUUGGUCAGGAGCCCAUGACACGGCCGGUUGUGUCACCGGGCUUUCCAGUCGUCUUCAAGCCAUACGCUAAUAAUGGAGAGACAAUCAUCAGGGAGUCCAGGGACUUGACUGUUACGUUUCAAGCAAUCACAACCUGCAUCCAAUCUAAUGCUUGGAGGGUAGGGGAAGAAGACCCUGAGACAGGAAGGCGAUUCAUUGUGACUGGAGGAGAACCAGAUUACUUUGCCAUUCAAAGCAAUAGAGGUGAUUACAAUUUCGUAUGGUGCCCUACUGAGUCCUGCCCAACUUGUGAUAGACCAAGGUGUGGGUCUGCUGGAAUUUUGAUUCAGAAUGAUCAGGCGUUCUUAGCCUUGGAUGGUCCGGCAUUUCCAUUCCAAUUUAGGAGGGUUUAAGUGAUUCUCUGUGCGCAUGUUUCAUAAAAUACUAUGUCGUUUUGGCAUCGAAUUUUAUUGUAAUAAUGAUGAAUUGAUAACAUGGAGAGAUGUUUCCAUGGUCAAUACGUAGAAUAAAAUAUAAUGGGAAUAUAAUAAAGAUAUGAUUGUAUUUCUUAUUAUAUUAUUAUUAUUAUAUAUAAAUAUAUAUAUUUUAGUUA